GAAGUCUCGCGAUAUCUGACGUGUUUUGGUGGGCGCAUCGGAAGUAUUGCGGAAGAGGAGGAAGAGGCUUCUUCGUGACAGCUAGCAAACGAAGCCAAUUAUCCGUCCGAGCAGCUGCUGCUUUGUCACCUUUUUACGCCCAAAACGAACACCCGGACAGGAAGGAGCAAAGAUGACCGCCGCGCCUUACAACUAUUCCUACAUCUUCAAAUACAUCAUCAUCGGUGACAUGGGUGUGGGCAAGUCGUGUCUACUGCACCAGUUCACAGAGAAGAAAUUCAUGGCCGACUGCCCUCACACCAUCGGCGUGGAGUUUGGCACCAGGAUCAUGGAGGUCCACGGCCAGAAGGUGAAGCUGCAGAUCUGGGACACGGCGGGCCAGGAGCGCUUCAGGGCCGUCACCCGCUCUUACUACAGGGGGGCCGCCGGGGCCCUCAUGGUGUAUGACAUCACCAGGAGAAGCACCUACAAUCAUCUCAGCAGCUGGUUGACGGACGCCAGGAACCUGACCAACCCCAACACGGUCAUCAUCCUGAUCGGCAACAAAGGCGACCUGGAGGCGCAGAGAGACGUCACGUACGAGGAAGCCAAACAGUUUGCCGACGAGAACGGUUUGCUCUUCCUGGAGGCCAGUGCCAAGACAGGCGAGAACGUGGAGGAGGCCUUCCUGGAGGCGGCCAAGCGCAUCUACCAGAACAUCCAGGACGGCAGCUUGGACCUGAACGCCGCAGAGUCAGGAGUGCAGCACAAGCCGUCGGCGCCGCAGGGGGGACGACUCAACGCCGACAGCCAACCCCCCAAAGACGGAUGCAGCUGCUAACCGACCAACGGACCAAAGGAUGGACACAUUGCUUUUUAAUUUUUUUUGUGUUUUUUUUUUGUUGCUUUGCCGGCUCUCCUGGUCGGGAAUGUCUCUGAACUCACUUGAAUCCAUCCCCGACGUCUCAUUCCGGAACCCUCCAGCUGGAAUUGCAUUUCGAUCACGUACGCUAAUUCUCCAAAAGCAAAAUAAAAGUUGUUCCUGCACGUGGAUGUGAAAUUGGACCCGUCACAUUCCAGGGGGUCCUCACGCAGAACCUCAAAAACCAUCAGCGGUCCUUUCUGUCAUCCAUAGUCUGUUGUCCUCCAUCAGGUUUUUUCUGGACCGAAAGAGCUUCCAAACAUUUUUUUUUUAUGUCCAAAAACUCCACUUCGACUCUCAUUCCCAUGGUGGAUUUUUCUAGCUCCGAAGAGCCCGUCCUGGUCAAAAAGAUCUUGAAUGAUUGAAGACACGAGCUCAAGAGCCCAGGCAGUCAAAAGUAUCCUUUCCGGCGGACUGGAAGAUCUUACCCCAGUUUCAAGUCCGAAGUCAACCAGAUUCUCGUUUCCAGACCCAAAAUGGAGCCCACGGUCCUAAACCGGCUUUUCUUUCGCCUGCGACAGAAAGAACUGGAAAAGCUAGCCCCCGCCCCCCCUCCAUUUUUAUAUGAGCUGAAUGAGUAGCCUCUAGGUGGCGCCGUUUUCUCAUCAAACAUCAGCAAAAUGCGACCUUUUGAUUUUAUUUAUACUGUGUCGUACAUCGGUAGGCAUAUUACCCCCCCCAUCCCACCCCCCCCUGCGUGCGACCAGUACAGUGAAUUCACAUCUUUGUAAAUAAAGUAAAUACAGAGUCCACGUUUAGUCGUCUUGCGCCAUGUCGUCGCGUCUCGUUACGAUCUAAUGGACAAUAAAAAGUUGCCAUCAAGCCUCCCGAUUUUGUAUUUUGCUUUGGGACACGACCCGACGCGAGCCGUCGCUUGUUUAGUCAUGAAAACAAAGAUGAGCAAAAAAAAAAAAAAAAAAUGGAGAGGAGGAAGUCAUACGGAAGAAUUGUUAUUUCUACUUUCAACUUUCCUAUUGGUCAAUUGUCAUUUAUUUGAUCAUUUCGACAGUAUUUCCACCCCGAGAUGUCUAAACAUUGGAGACAUUUUUUUUCCCGUUCUCUUUAUUUGAGAAAAUGUGAAAUAAAAAUCAUGAC
Messenger RNA from Hippocampus zosterae (dwarf seahorse), 1996 nucleotides. RefSeq names its product ras-related protein Rab-14-like. Gene Ontology annotation, cellular component: Golgi apparatus; trans-Golgi network; recycling endosome. The coding region runs from base 173 to 820 and encodes 215 amino acids. The transcript has 8 exons. Gene Ontology annotation, molecular function: GTP binding; GTPase activity. Gene Ontology annotation, biological process: Golgi to endosome transport; phagosome maturation; defense response to bacterium. NCBI's taxonomy places the organism in Eukaryota, Metazoa, Chordata, Actinopteri, Syngnathiformes, Syngnathidae. The record is from RefSeq and is a predicted model, not a curated record.